ACGCAGCUCCCUCCGAAGAACACCCGAACGUCACUCCAGCUUGUGGAACCACGUUGGAAGAGCGGGCGAAGCUUCUCCUGUAGUUUCACUGCAUCACAUGAGCCUACUGAACUUGUUUUUGAAGGAUCUCCAUGGAUAUCUGGAUGUCACAAUGACCAAAUGUGUGCUCUCAUGUUUUCUGUUAUUUGCUUUUUGUUUUUUUUUUUCAGUUUAUCUGUAUGCCAAUUAUAGCAUUUCAUACACUGGGCAGCUCUGAUUUACAAAAGCAUUCACCUGACAGAGCUUGGAAAUAAAUUCAGGAGCGGUAAAUUGGUAAAGCGAGAAAAUUGAAAACUUAUCUCAUUAAAAUGAGAGAAUUUUCUCGUUAAAAUGAAAGUUUGUCAUUAUAAAUGACACAAGUUUGAUGUGUUAUGACGAGAAACCUUCUCAUCUUAAUAAACUCAUUUUAGCGAGUUUGCAUUGAGUUCUAACAUUCUCGUUUUAAUGAGAAACUUUUCAUUAUGAGAAAUGUUUGUUAAAAAGAAUCUUAACGAGAAGCUUCGUCGCCAUCACGAAAAGUUUAACAAGAAACGUUCUCGUUUGGCAUCUCGUUACAACUAGAAACGUUCAUGUUUUAACAAGAUUGUUUCUUGUUCUAACAAGAAACAUCCUCAUUUGACGAGAAACGUUCUCAUUUUAACAAGAAACAUUCUCGUUUUUGCUAGUUUGGCAUCUUGUAAAGAGAAACUUUCUCAUUGUGAGAAACUCUUAGCUAGAAAUGUUCGUGUUUUCACAAUAAACUUUCUCAUUUAAAUGGGAAACGUUCUCGUUUUGGGGAGUUUUGCAUCUCGUUAUGAGAUAAAAAUGGCUAGUUUUUAUCUAGUUGGGACUUGUUGAAUAAAGGCAUAAAGAGGCUCRCUAUGACUUCUUCUCCCUCCUGCUUCCUCUAGACAACAUCUAAAAAUCCCAAGAGGUUUUGCUGUUUUGCCAUUACAACUUUUCUUGUUAAAGGAGAAAAUAUUUUUGCUUUCUUUUUUAUAUAUAUAUCUCGCUAAAACGAGAUGCUGCUCCUGAAUUUCUCUCCCAGCUCCGUUAGACUGAUGACCCGGAUGUAAUAAGUAUUUUAUUGCAUUGAAAGUAGCGAGGCAGAUUCCUGCUCCUCUCCUGCUGGCUCAGGAACACCGCUGCAGAUCUCACACACACACACAGGGCACACACACUUCAACUACUAACAGCUGAUAUUCCAUUCAUUUCAUGCUAAAUCUAAAUUUAUCAGUGUAUGUUUCACCACAUAUGGAAGAAGCUGAUCUGGGCUGCAUGACUGUCACUGACAUGAAGGCCGACAUGUUUUCGAUUUUUCUUGCAUCACUCAGCCUGCUGUUUUACUUUAACUUACCUCAGUGCAAUUAAUCAAGAAGAAAAAAUAUAUAUCUUCGAGUACUUGAUGGUUAUGUUGUAAAGGAMAAAAGAAGAAGAGUGCGUCUUCUGUAAUUUUAACACUAAAGCACCUUUCAUGCACAGUAUUGAUAUUUUUGUAACCACGGUUGUUCUGUCACUUGUCUUGAACGUGUCGAUUAAAGAGUAACGCAACAGCGGCUGUGCUCUCUUCCGUCCCACCGGCUCCUGKUGUUUACAUCUCGGUUAAAGUCGCUCGGCUCUCUGCGGGCUGGUUGAUCAUCGAUCUGACUGUUUCAACUGGAGCGGAAUCUCCCCGCAAAUCAGGCUGGAGAUGCGUCACAUCCAUCCAUCCAUCCAUCCAUCAGCGGGACGCAGCUCCAGUCACACAGACACGUGGAUUUACGAGACCAAAACACACAAACUGCGGCUUUUUUUUUUUUGUCUUUUCUCCGUUUUAACUCACUUUUUUGUGAGUGAAAGUCUUGAGGAUGCGAUGGGACGCGAAGUCAGUAAAAACAGAAAGAUAGAGGAUCCACCAGCUCGACAUCACUUCAGUCAUGACUUCCUAUCAAACGUCCGGGUCUCCAUCGCUCGCAGACUCGGACACUCUCAGCCUGUGGGAGUGGACCGAGCGCCGCUUCCUCCAAGUGACAGGGAAGGAAUGCCUGAGAAAGAGAAACCUCCUCCAGCCCUCAUUUCRCUCUUCCUCCCAGAGUUUCCACAACGUAACACUCCAUCAGAGGACUGUUUUCAGGUUCUCGAUGUCAUCGCUAAAGGCUCGCUUGGACCCGUCCUGAAAGUCAGGGUUGUUCACCAGGNGUUUUUCCAGGUUGUGCUUCGACCUCAGAGCAACUGCCAGUCCGGGCGACAGUUCGCCCUGCGCAUCUUCAGCAAAGUGCGCCCCCCGGUGGGAGGAAUCUCCGUGAAGGAACACUUUGAGGUGAACGUGGUGCCGCUCACCAUCCAGCUCAUGUACCAGUUCUUCAAACGGAUGAUGGGCUUUUUCUUCCCGGGCCGAAACGUUGAAGACGAAGACGUCACAGAUGAGGAAGACAAGUCCAGAAUGGUCACUACCGUUUCAUUUGUCCACUUCCUGUUUGUCUCUGCUUUGCAGAGGCAGCUCAGACAUCCGUUUAUUCACAGUGUGCAGGACUGCUGGCAGACACAGCACCACCUCUUCAUCAUGUUCGAAUACUGCAGCGCUGGAGAUUUAUACACGUACUGGCUACUGAAGGGCCAGUUUGACCAGGACCAGGUUCGACUCCUUGCUGCAGAGCUUGGCAGUGCCUUGGGUUUCCUACAUGAUCUGGGAAUCGUCCAUAGAGACGUAAAGAUGGAAAACAUUUUGUUGAGUGAUAAAGGUCACCUCCGCCUGUCUGAUUUCGGCCUGUCGCGCCGACUGAAUCGAGGAGGACGAGCGUUCACCGUAUGCGGAACCAUUCAGUAUAUGGCGCCUGAGGUUUUGAGUGGGGGUCCGUACAGCCACGCUGCAGACUGGUGGUCUCUCGGGGUUUUGUUAUUCUCGCUGGUUACAGGAGAGUUUCCACUGGCAGCGGAGUCGAACCACRUCAAUAUGUUGAAGAAGGUCAGAGACUGCUCUUAUGUUCCACCAAAGACCCUCAGCUCUGACCUCACCCUACUGCUCAGUGAGCUUUUGUGCAAGAGUCCAGCGARCCGCCUCCAUAACCUGCAGCGCUUCAAGACACAGGCCUUCUUCAGGGGCGCCUCGUUCGACUCGUACAUCCUCCAGAAAACGCCGGUAAAAUUCCUCCUGGAGCUCAGAAGCCAUCCUGACUGGGCAGCCAUGUCGAGGAGAGGCUCCGUGGCGGACUGGUUUGAGUACUUUGACUUUAACAACACUUUGAUCGCUCCUUUAACUCUCACUGAACUGCCUCCUGCUUCGCCCAGUGAGGASKUGGCGUUGACUGCAGAGGAGGACUAGAAACCAUGACGACACGACUCAUUCUAGGUCUGAAUUCAGUCACUACGCGUAUGACGAACAGCCUCAUUUUUUAACAUGUCAGUCUUUUCUCUUUAAAACUACAUAUUUACAGAUAUUUUGCAAAUUUUUUGCAUUUUGUACCUGUGUGUUUCUGGAUGCGUUUSUAUUAAACUUUAUAUGCUUGAA
Molecule: messenger RNA, 3505 nt
Organism: Poecilia reticulata (guppy)
Lineage: Eukaryota; Metazoa; Chordata; Actinopteri; Cyprinodontiformes; Poeciliidae
Source: RefSeq, a predicted model, not a curated record